AGUUUUUAUUUUCUUUAUUUAAUCUCUGCGAUAUCCUAAAUUAACACAGUCAGCCUUUUUACUUUAUCAUUUUUUAACAUCAGGUUCCAAAAGGGCACAAAUCAUGGCACCUAAACAGCCAAGUAGCUUUUCUUUUUGCGGUAUUACUAUUGAAAAAUACAAGAAAUAAACAGAGAAAAGAAAAAGGGUUAAGUUAAAUCUAGGUCAUUAUUUGAAAUCUUACAUUACAAAAUAAAAAAUAGAAAAAUGCAAAUACUGAACAAAGAAAGACUCUGAUGGAUCUCGUUUACUUUUAUCCCCCGACUCUGCUGAGCUAACAACUAAUCUAAACCAUUCGUAUUUGGUUUUUAUGCCAUUCCAAUCGAACGGUGCUAACACCAAAAUCCUACACGUAUCAGUUCAGCGACAUAAUUGAAAAGUGAUUUAAAAUUUAAUUCCUUCAAAAUCAGCAUAUUCCCGCGAAUUCAGAGCUCUUCUUCCACUAACAAAUGCAGAAAAGACUAAUAUGUGAUCGCAUGCUAUUGAAGAGACUACAUUCCUGUUUAAAUCAAAGCUUAUGUUUCUCUUCGGGAAGAUCCCUAACCCUAAUAGGCGCCCAAGCAGACAAUCCUCUGUACGCAGACAUACCCAAGCCCCGUAGAGACACGUCAGAGAGAAAACCCUAUCCGACGCCAAUCAAAGUAUUGAUUCAAAGAGCGAAGCAAGAAAGAGAAGCUAGAAAGGUCCAGCCUUGUAGAGUUCUUGAACAUCCUCCUGAUAAUGGAUUAUUGGUCCCUGAACUCGUUGAGGUCGCUCACCGAGUUUAUCGAGCUCGACAAUCCCUCCUUUUUGGCCUAUCUAAGCUCGUUAAAGUCGUUCCGGUUCAACGCUGCAGGUUCUGUUCUGAGGUUCAUAUUGGCCAUGUGGGUCAUGAGAUCAGAACCUGCACUGGUCCAGGAAGUGGUAAGCGGACUGCUACUCAUGUUUGGAGGGAGGGAGGAGUUCAUGAUGUGGUAUUUUUCCCCAAAUGCUUCCAUCUCUACGACCGCGUUGGAAAGCCAAGAGUUGGACAUGAUGAGAGGCAUAGUGUCCCUAGAAUUCCCGCUAUUUUGGAGCUCUGUAUACAAGCUGGUGUAAACCUAGAUAAGUUCCCUACCAGGAGGAGGACUAAACCUGUUUAUUCUAUUGAAGGAAGAAUAGUAGAUUUUGAGCAAGUUGCCAACAAGUAUGACAUGAGCGAAAAAUUUCACUCGGAGAAUAUUGAUCCUCUUGUAGAUUAUAGUUCUGGGACUAGAGAUGAUAAAGUAACAACACAUCUUAAGUUGGAAGUCUCAAAUGAGUUGGGGGAUGUAAGUAUUGGGACAAUGGAAUCCUGGUUUGAAAUGAUUUCAGGUGCAAAGAAUAUCAUGGAAAAGUAUAGUGUGUUAACUUGUGGAUAUUGUCCGGAGGUUCAGGUAGGUCCCAAGGGACAUAAAGUGAGGAUGUGCAAGGGAACCAAGCAUCAGGCUAGGGAUGGUCAACAUGCAUGGCAAGAAGCAACUAUAGAGGAUCUUGUAGGUCCAAAUUAUGUCUGGCAUGUUCAAGAUGUGAAUGGUCCUCCUCUAGAUAACAAUUUAAAGAGGUAUUAUGGCAAGGCUCCAGCUGUGGUGGAGCUAUGUGUGCAUGCUGGUGCGCCUGUUCCAGAUCAGUACCGGAGUAUGAUGAGAUUAGAUGUUGUUCCUCCUAACCGUGAUGAAGUUGAUCUCGUUGCCUGAAUUGGUGUUUCACAAUACUAUAAAUGUGUAUUGGUAUCACUUAGAUAAGCUGUGGAUGAUGAACAAAUACUGUAUAUAUGGUCUUGCCAUGUGAUUUCAGGCAAGAAUGUGGACAGUGUUUGCUCUACCGGUCCUUGGCAUGCCUCUAGGUUGUUUUCAUAUGAAUUGGCCCAACAAUUUUCCCGAAGUCCUCGAAAAUUUGAUGAUGAUAUCAUGCCUGUAGUUUGCAAGCAGCCAAUGAAUAUGGAUAGGAGUAUGAUUAAUAAUUUACACCAUUUCAAAGUGAAGGGGAAAUGAAGUAGAGGAUGAGUGGGGAAGUGUCAGCUAAGUUGGUACAAUAAUACAAGUUUCCCCAAGUGUAGUUUAUUCAUCUUUGCAAAUUGUGGCAGAGGAGAUUUCAAUUUCAUCUCCAAAUGCCUGAUCAGACUGAAAGUUACUCGAGAGAUUUUAAGUCCAAAUUCAAACCAUAGCCAAAACAUUCAACAUUCCAUUUGUCAGUUGCUCGAUCGAGUAACUAAGGAAUCUCCUUCGGUUGUUUACUUAUGGAGGGGGUUAGUUUAGUUAGUGCUGCAGUUUGGUUUCACUUGGCGAAAUAAAUGGAGUACUCGUACACUCCUAAUUACACUGGCACUAGACUACUAGUUCAAUCGGUCUUCCUUUGUAACACUGUCACUUGAUCUCAUAGAAGAUUCAAGUUUAGGAAUUUCAAAACCUAACUAUAAGAAAAGGAACUAAAAUCUAAAUUCUGUUAAAUUCAUCAGAGAAUAAAAUAAGGAAAGUACCCCAAAAAAAAAUAUACACGCGCGGAAAAGGUAAGACAAAACCACGAUUGGGCUUCGCACGCUAGUCGCGAAGUGCGUACGUGCGGAGUGCCCCCCUAACACAUAAGUUUCGAAGGGCGUCUCAUUCUUCUGGCGCUCGCCGAGGGACGCGACACGAACGAAG
Molecule: messenger RNA, 2678 nt
Organism: Ricinus communis (castor bean)
Lineage: Eukaryota; Viridiplantae; Streptophyta; Magnoliopsida; Malpighiales; Euphorbiaceae
Product: APO protein 3, mitochondrial
Exons: 2
Coding region: 489-1733 (414 amino acids)
Molecular function (GO): RNA binding
Source: RefSeq, a predicted model, not a curated record